AUGUCGCAUGAUAAGCAUACCGUCGGUAGUAUUAUUCAAAAGCUGAAAGUUUACGAUGUAGAACAGACCGUAGAAUCUUUGUUAGAUCAGGAAGAGUUUACAAGAUUUCUCUGCAAUAUUCUCACAUCUUUACCCACAAAAUACAAAAGGGCUGCGCAUGAAAUGUUACGUAAGACCAACAACACCAGAAAGAGGGCUAAAUGUCCAGCGCUGGCACUCGUCAUUACCCACAACUUUUCUCUACCGCCUAGUGUACAAGAUCACUAUCAAAUAUGGAAGGAGAAUCCCUACCGUUUUUGGCAGCCCUUUGAGAUUUCGAAUGCCAAUCGGUCAGCUGAAGAUAUCGCUAUUGAGUCAUACCUUGUAGUUCGCAAUUCGCGCCUGCGACAGGCGCAAGACAUCAUCUUUCGAAGGUUCCACGUUAGCUUCUUGUACCAGCUAGCAUCGUUGUUUAGUCAUGGGCAGAAAGUAAUGUCAUAUAAAUUGCAUAGCAUUCUACAUCAACGGCUGAUCACAGCAUUCACAAGAUGCGACAAAAUCACUGAUGAGGUGGACGUCAUCAAAGCGAAUCUACAAAUUUGGGUCACUGCUGGAUCGAGAUACGAUAAAAUAUGUAAGGCUCUUGAUAAAGGCGCCCUAUUCUUGAUCCCACAGAUACCAGACGAUAUGUGGGAGAAUCCAAACUCUCUAAAAGGUGUAGAGUUCGAUGAAGCAAUCGCCCAUUUGAAGAACGAAGGCAUCAUGGAGCUAUCAAACCAGCUUGAGGCAGACUUUGUAGCCAACCAAAUUCUAAAUGCCGCGCUUGGCCCUUUUAAAUGGGAUGUCGUUGAUUCAAGAACUGUCACUGCCAACCUAUCAACCGAGCCAAGGACUGCUCCUGUUGAUCCAUACGCCGGGCCAAGAAUUAUUAAAGCAGAUCCAGACAUCGCAACACAAGCUAUCAUUGCCGGUCCAUCUAUCGCAGCACAUCCUCUUGACACCAGACCCAUUUCAAUCUCUUCGCUAUUAAAUCCACCAGCAGCGGCACCGGAGUCUGAUAGUACAUUGAGAGACAUAGAUUAUUAUUUGGAGCCGCGCAGGUCUAGGGAGAAACGACAACGUAUCAACUGA
Botrytis sinoallii is the source of this 1110-nucleotide messenger RNA. RefSeq lists its product as uncharacterized. Lineage: Eukaryota; Fungi; Ascomycota; Leotiomycetes; Helotiales; Sclerotiniaceae. Bases 1 to 1110 code for a protein of 369 amino acids. The transcript has 3 exons. The record is from RefSeq and is a predicted model, not a curated record.